Molecule: messenger RNA, 2976 nt
Organism: Solea solea (common sole)
Lineage: Eukaryota; Metazoa; Chordata; Actinopteri; Pleuronectiformes; Soleidae
Exons: 5
Coding region: 40-1104 (354 amino acids)
Source: RefSeq, a predicted model, not a curated record
UGUGGUUGCCAGUGCCAGCAUACACAUAAAGAGGUGAAAAUGUUUCUUCUUCUCAGCUGUUGGAUUCUUGCAGGAAUCAUGGCAGUUGACCCAGCAAGGACAUAUUACCAAGCCACAAACAGCUCACUGUGUCUCCACGUUACAAAACCACCACCACAUAUGAGUAGUACGUGGAAGUUCGGUAGUUACGUUAUCGUCUCCCCUUUAAAUUUCAACCCUCUUUUUAAAGAAAAAGUGGAUUACCAUCGUGAAAACAUGACCCUGUGCAUAAAAAAGCUGACAAAGGCAGACACCGGCACCUAUACAAUCAAAAUCCAAGACGAGACUUUUAAAGAAACAGAGGAGAACCACAGAGUCAAUGUUCAAGACGCUGUUCCGAGGCCCGUCAUCGCCAUGUCAGUGCUGCGAUCAAACCUGUCCGCAGGAUUCUGCAACUUUACAGUGAACUGCUCCGUCUGGGGUCGCUGGCUGUGGUCCAUGUGUGACAAAGGUGGCUGCCACCCAUCACAGAAGCUGUUCAGUGAGGUCAACAUCACCGUCUCCAUGAGCAACAGGGCCGUUGUCUGCAGUGGCAACAACCACGUCAGCACAAAUCAUGUUUCUGAAAACACGGCGACGAUGUGCUUCAGAACAUAUGGCCCGGAUAACAUAGUGGUCGUACACACAAAUGGGCUCCUCCUAAUUUCUGGAGCUUGUGCUUGCUUCAUAUUUCUGGUUUUUAUAGUUUCUUAUAUAGUUAAGAAGCUUUGCUCAAAGUUUAAACCGAACCAGCUUGAGGAACAGCCACAAUAUGAGCCCAGAACCUCGACCUCCUCAUCCAGUCCAUCUGACGCCGCUUAUGAAAACAUCGAUGACAUAAACCCCAUCCAAGAUUCAAGGUCCAGGCCGAGUCAGAAAGUGGAUACUGUCUAUUGCCUUUCCAUGGAGCCAAUUCAUGUGCCGGCUUCUCGUGGAGGAGACGAUGAUAAAGGUACAAACGUGAAAAGCACUGGAGGUGCAACAGCGCCACAGUGUGUCGGCAUGGAAGAAAAGCAGCCCCCUGUGCAAAUUUGCACAGUGUACAGUGAACUGCAAAAGCCCCGUAAUCUGAAGCCACAGCAAUGAAGUCUGAAGUCUACCACUUACAACAAACUGUGCAUCUAAUACAUACACACGCCUUCAACUGAUAUUUGUGAUGACUUUCAGAGGAUUAAUCACAUGCACUGAGGUCAGGAGCUGAUGUGUGUGUUUGUAUUUAUAUUUUUGUGAGGACCAAAAAAAUGUACACACCUGUGGGGACAUUUUGUAACUAAAAAGGGCUUUUUCAUGUUUAAGACCUGCUUUUAGGGUUAUUUAGAAUUAGGUUAUGAUUGGGGUAAGGGGCUAUAAAUGCCUUAUGUCAAGGAUGUGUCCUUACUAAGAUAUAAAAACAAGUGUAUGUGUGUGUUGGCACCACCUUUAGAUGAAGUGACAAACGGAGACCGAUGGUUUUACUCCCUAUUUGAGAGGGUGGCUUAGGGCUGAAUAAUGAAUUGGAAAUUUCAAUCAUGGUUUGCUGCAAUCUUCAAUAUUUAUUAAAGCAAAAUCGAAAUGCCAUUUUUAGAUGACAUGGUCCUGACCUACACGUCGUAUUCUGAAGACUUUAUUUGGCACAGAUUUGCACACACAGUAGUCAUUUUAAAUGUUUUUUUUUUUUUUCAAACCCCCCCCAGAGAACAAUUACCUUCCCCUAUACAAUAAUAUUGUGAAUUGCUUUUUUAGCAAUAUAGUCAAAAUAGUCUCAGUCAGAUAUUGUAAAUCAAUCAGCCCUAGUGUGGCUGUUGUUUGUUGUAAUUAUUAUUAUUAUUAUUAAUGAGCUUUGGCUUGAGAUGUUUUUUCAUUUAUAGAAUAUUAGUUUUCAGUUUGCUUUAUUGUGUGUGUGUACAUAUAUAUAUAUAUAGAUGUAUAUAGAUGUAUAUUUUUUUUAAUUAUUUUAUAUUUGCUCUUUCUAAACAACAGAAAUUCUAGAUAAAUAUCAAACUGUUGUUUUCGGACCUUUUUUUUUUCCCAUACAACUUCACCGGCCGCUCCCGAUUAGCCUAGACCCCUGAUUGGAGGUGCAGCCCGAUGAGGAUUAGUUUUUGGUCUAGAAUGCAUUUUCAGGAUUGCUUUAUUAAAUAAAAUGUUAAUGUUGUGAGACAGAGGUGUAGAUAUAGGGCUAUAGACAAAUACGUAUAACCGCUUACAAACGCUCAAACAUUUUUAUAUAAACAAGCCACCAUGUGUAUCAUUGCAUUCUUUUAGUACUAUAGAUGCACUUAUGCCAACAACAUUAACAUUUCUCAAUAAAAGAAAAAAUUACAUAGUAAUUUUCCAAUAUUUUGUUCAUGUUUUUGUUGCAGUUUUAAAAAAGGACCAUAUUUUGUAGCACCUCGGGUGACCAGACCAGACAACGAGGGACGCCCGGUUAACAAAAAACGUGAAAUGUUGAUAGAAAGUCAAUUUAACUUGAAAGAUAAACACAGGAUCGACUGUAUGUUUCUAGUGUACGACUGGUGCUUCAUAAAAAGGUUUAUAGAACCCGUUCAAGGUUUAAAGGUAUAACAUAAGAAACAAGUAACUGCAGCCAUCUUUCGUGGUUAGCUGUGGGCGACUGGACUUGCCUGAGUUAAGUUGAAUAUGUUUCACCUCUUUUAUCCAAGACUCUGCCUCUCAGGUGACACCCUAAGAACCCGUUUACACCUUCUGUCUGUAUCUAGACCGGUAUCGGCUUCAGGGGUUAAAUACCUGGUUCUUCCCACUAGUUAGUCAGUACUAAAGAAGCCUCUUGGAUGACUGCAGUCAUAGUCUAAAAAGGUCCUUCUACUGCUUCACCCAUUUGUGGGUACUUUACUUUUUCUUUGUUGUAUUUUUCUGUCAUUUUAGAAAAGCACAAAUACACAAAAGAGAAGAAUUAUUCAAAAAACCGGUCCUCUGGGAUAACACGCCAUCAGCUUGCCAUCAUUUGUUUUUGAGAUA